Penaeus monodon (black tiger shrimp) is the source of this 757-nucleotide messenger RNA. RefSeq lists its product as uncharacterized. The transcript has 7 exons. Bases 9 to 659 code for a protein of 216 amino acids. The record is from RefSeq and is a predicted model, not a curated record. NCBI's taxonomy places the organism in Eukaryota, Metazoa, Arthropoda, Malacostraca, Decapoda, Penaeidae.
GCAGCAAGAUGUUUGAGAAAGUGGUGCUGGUUGUUGCCUGCACGUUGGCCGUACAGGUUUCAUCGCAGUAUCAGGAUGCAGGUGACCCAUCUCACCCAGAGGCCGUAUCCAGAGUCGUGGAAAGACUAAUAUAUGUCCCCAUUGCGGAACUCCUCGCUUUGCGGAAAAGAGGUGCAGGAAUGCCACGUCCAGAUCCCGAUUCCAGGAUCAUGAAGAGAGAAAACGAGGUUCCCCUUAUGGAACGCCUCGUCCUUCUGAGAAGGGAGCCCGAAUCCGGCAUGAUGGAGAGAGAAAGUGGGCCCGAAUCCGACGUAAUGGAGAGAGAAAGUGGGCCCGAAUCCGACAUGAUGGAGAGAGAAAGUGAGCCCGAAUCCAACGUAAUGGAGAGAGAAAGUGGGCCCGAAUCCGACGUCAUGGAGAGACAAAAUGGGCCCGAAUCCGUAGGCAUGUUACCAAAAAGGUUCACGUUGAUGGAUAUCCACGAUCUGGCGACUAGGGAUGCAGGCACGCAAAGUCCACAGCACGAAUCCGGCAUCGCGGAGAGACAAGCAGGACCACCCGAGAUGGAUUCCUCCAUGAUGCCAGGCAGCAACAUCAAUCGGAAUGAGGUCGUUGUGAGCCCCAAAAUUAUGGUCAGGGCGAAGACGAGCAGAAAAUAAGGCUGAGAUGUAUGAUUUUCUUGUCCCUUAUCACAUAGUCUCAGAAGUUUUCUGAAAACUAAUUUGAAAGGAAUUAUACAAUUUUGUGAAGAUGAAAU